Molecule: messenger RNA, 672 nt
Organism: Myotis davidii
Lineage: Eukaryota; Metazoa; Chordata; Mammalia; Chiroptera; Vespertilionidae
Product: mastin
Exons: 3
Biological process (GO): proteolysis
Molecular function (GO): serine-type endopeptidase activity
Source: RefSeq, a predicted model, not a curated record
GCUCUGGGCUCGGAGGGGCUGGCCCACUCCCUGCCACAGCCUCUCAGACGCCUUUGGCCUUCUGUCCCCAGGAGAAACCCAGUGACUUGGCACUUUAAGGUCCAACUAGGACAAAUGAGACCCUCAUACAGUGACAGUGUGCAGGUGGCCAGGAUCAUCCGCCACCCCAAGUACAGCCUUGAAAAAAAAGCAGUAGGUGGGGCGGACGUGGCACUUCUCAAACUGGAGGCCUCCGUGCGACCAUCUAACCUAGUCAGAUGGAUCCGCCUCCCGCCAGCCUCCCUCUCAUUCCCCCCAGGCACACGGUGCUGGGUGACUGGCUGGGGUGACAUUGCUUUUGAAGCUCUGCGGCUCUGGCCCUACCAGCUGCAGGAGGUGAUGGUUCCCAUUGUGGGGAACGAGGUCUGUAACCAGUGCUACCAGAACUCUUCCACCAACACUGGCCAGAUCAUUAAGGAUGACAUGCUGUGCGCUGGGAGUGAGGGCCAAGACUCCUGCCAGGGUGACUCCGGGGGCCCCCUGGUGUGCAGCUGGGAAGGCAUCUGGGUCCAGGUAGGGAUCGUGAGCUGGGGAUACAGCUGUGGUCAUCGCGAUUUCCCAGGGGUGUAUGCCCGGGUGAUGAGCUACAUUUCUUGGAUCCGGAAGUAUGUCCCUCUGUGCCCUGGAUCAUAG